This is a messenger RNA of Myxocyprinus asiaticus (Chinese sucker), 5982 nucleotides long. It is a transcript of the gene smcr8a, whose product is annotated as Smith-Magenis syndrome chromosome region, candidate 8a. Gene Ontology annotation, molecular function: GTPase activator activity. The transcript is spliced from 2 exons. NCBI's taxonomy places the organism in Eukaryota, Metazoa, Chordata, Actinopteri, Cypriniformes, Catostomidae. The coding region runs from base 441 to 3065 and encodes 874 amino acids. Gene Ontology annotation, cellular component: guanyl-nucleotide exchange factor complex. The record is from RefSeq and is a predicted model, not a curated record.
UCAGAACAGUCACAUGGGAAGGUUACGAUCGUUUAAAUAUGGCUGCUGUUAGAGGAUGUCAAUGUAUUGUGCAGCCGGAGUACAUUGUUACAGCUGUGUCACCGCUUAUUUAUGGUAUAUAGAUGUCCGGUUAUAAAUAGGUUUGCAUCAGCAGCGGUCAUCGACAGAUGCAUCAGAUUUAUGGCAGGUAAGAGAGCAUCAGGCUGGAGAGCAUCGGAUUCAAGCUCAUGUACAGUGUAUCAGAUCGUGAUUUGGCUGAGCGCUUGAGGAACCAGUCCUGCUGCAUUGACAGAUUUGAUUUGUGCUUUCAGAUCUAUAUAAUAACAACAGUGAUCUGUCUAUGAGAGAUGAGUAUUAUGUCUUCAUUGGUGGAGGUACUGAGCAUCGUAUUAGGUACUGUUGGAUAUUUCUGCUGAUAUCUGUUCAGAUACUGCGAGAACAUGAUUGGCUCACCAGAUUUGGUGGCUUUUACCAAAGAAGACGACUUUGGGGAUUCGUUCUCAGAUCCAUGGUCGCUUCCAGAGGAGUUUACUGUGCCCUUGUUUACCCAUGCUGCCAAUGCAAAUCCCUGGACGAAGACAUCCUAUGCUAAAUUCUCUAAAGAUUUCAUACUCAUCUCUGAGUUUUCAGAGCAGGUGGGUCCACAGCCAUUACUCACUAUUCCCAAUGAUCCCAAAGUGUGUGGGACAUUUGACCUUAACUACUUCUCCCUCCGCAUUAUGUCUGUGGACUACCAGGCUUCUUUUGUUGGACACCCUCCUGGUAGCAACUACCCGAAGCUCAAUUUUGUGGAGGACUCAAAAGUCGUCCUUGGUGAUUCCAAGGAAGGUGCGUUCGCCUACGUCCAUCAUCUGACCCUGUAUGAUUUAGAGGCCCGUGGGUUCGUACGCCCCUUUUGCAUGGCCUACAUUUCAGCAGAUGAGAGGAAGAUCAUGCAGCAGUUCCAAGAGCUAUCAUCGGAAUUCUCCAAGGCUUCAGAGUGUCUCAAAUCAGGAAACAGGAAGGCUUUUGCGAACGAACUGGUGAAGAAACUGAAAGACUUGGAGUACACCAGAUCGGUGCUGCACAAAGAGACCGAGCUGCAGAAAAUGAACAAUGGAUGUUAUUCCACACAAGCCAUUGAGAAGGCGAAUGAACUGGCGAAUGUGGAGAAGUCCAUCUAUGAGCAUAAAGAUCUGCUGGGGCAAAUCACAUCUUACCCUUCUAGGAAAAAGAAAGACAUGGAUUUUGUGCAAUGUGAGGUGGAGAAACCAGCAGACAUGAGUGUAUUCGAUGAUGGUGAUACACUUAAUAGUAAUCGUCUCGAAAACGCAGAUAAGACUGUGGAGGCAGAAAGUGAUAGGCCUUCUAGAAAGUCUUCAUACACCCCUCAGCUUAUUAAGGCUAAAUCUGCAAAGUGCUUUGAUAAACGUUUGAAAACGCUCGAAGAGCUCUGCGAUACACAUUUUUUCCAACAAACUCUAGAGCAACUAAACUUAAUUGAGAAGUCAUUCCGAGGAGAUCUCUGCUUGAUUUACACUAGCCAGAUUGACGGAGCUCUUCUGAACAAACAGAGAGUGACUAGUUUUCUCUUUGAAUCAGAACGAGGUUGGGAUGAAGAAGGACUCCCAAAAAGUUUCAAUACAAGUACAAACAACCCUCCAGUCCCAAUUCUGAACUUAUCUGGCAAGCCACUCAGUCUUGUUUCCUACAUCACCUGUGAUGACAUGGAUCAUAUGAAGCCGGGUGUGGAAAUAAUGGAAGGGCCUCCCGAGUCUAGUACAUCUGACAUCACGCAAGAAACCUCUGAGGCGGCUGAUACAGAGACCAAAGGGAGUUUUAGUAGCGACAAGAGCAUUGAGGCGCUUGUAGGUGUGAGUCCUUCCAGUCUGCAGCCAAAUUACUUUGAAGGCCUUGAACGAAAGAGUAAGGUGUCCAUUGCUGCUUCAUCUGAGGACCAAAACGUGACUAGCUCUGUUGCAGUUCCACAUGGGACAUCAGAUGGGAGUUCUUCAGAGGUGUUUGGAACUAAAAAUCUCAUCCCAAUGGACACGGCAUGCUGUAUUGGGCAGGAGGGUUUUAUUUACGAGGAACCGUUGCCAGAGCUUGCACAGGAAUGUUGUGGGGACACAGUGGUGAACCAAGAACCCUUGUCCCUUCUUCAAGGAGAUUCUACUUUACAGAUGGACUACAUCCUAGAAGAGUCAGCCCCCAAUAUGGGAUUGCAUUUUUCUGAGCUAAACACUAGUGCUCUCUCCGAAGAGGUAGCAAGAAUUACCAUUGAAGAUGCCUCCGAUUCUACCAGUUAUAUGAGUGCCUCCACCAGUUCUGAUAGAGCAGCUUCUCCGUUCACCUACGGCAGUGUGUUAACGAUGAAGCAGAAGAAGAAGGCUGGUCAUAGUACUCUAAGAUUCAUCAGGCAAUAUCCAUUCGCUCAGCAAGCCAUUUUUUGCCUUCUGAGCGGCCGAACACUAAUCAUUCUUGGGGUGGAUGAGGGCACAGUGAGGAAGCUGGUCAAUGCUUUGUUCAUUUUUGUGCCCAACCUGGGCAAGUAUGGCGAAACUGUCCAGCCGUGGCUGUCAACGCCAUUUCAGCUUACUGACCUGCAGAGAUGGAAACUCAUUGGAUUGCAGAGAGCUGCCUCCCCUGCGGGAUCCAGCAUACUCCACUCUUUGAAUCGAUACAGCCGUUACAUAAGCAUUUUGGAUUGUGACAACAAGACCCUGCAAUGUCCAUCAUACAAAGGAAUGCUAAUGAGCCAUAUGGCAGACCACAGGACUCAAAUUAAGCGUGGCAGCACCUACUUCCUCCAUGUUCAGUGUAUGUUGACUCAGCUCACAGCCAAGGCCUUCCUUUACACGUUCUGUCACCACAUUCACCUUCCCAUGGACAUCAACGACCAGGGCUCGGUCACGUCGCGGAGGACUAAUUUCUUGUCACAGCUCGGUUACACUGUGGAAGAGAGUAAAAUCGUCCAGUACCUGAGUGAGCUUAUCAAGCAACAUUACAUUCAGGGGCCCUUGAAGGGGGUCAACCAAUCAUUCUUCUUUUUUAACUACACCACCAGCUAUUUGUACAAAAUCUGAAUGUGUCCAUUUGAUUUACAGUGUCUGUUUCAUGUUCAAGAAAUAGUUCACCCAAAAAUCAAAAAUAAAUCUGUAAUUAUUUACUCACCCUAAUGUCACCUCAAACCUGUACGACUUAGUUUAUUCUGUGGAACACAAAAUGAUUUUUUAUUUAUUUUUAUAAGUCUUUCUUUAUAGGGUUUACUUUCCAUAUGAUAAGUUAAUAGUGACUCUGGUCUGUCAAGCUCGAAAAAAAAAAAAAAAAAACACACCAUAAAACCACAGUAGAUAUGACUCCUGCAGAAUAUUCCAAGUGUUCUGAAGCCAAUAUUAUAAUUUUGUUUAUUUUGUUUUUUUUUUUCUCCCCAAUUUGGAAUGCCCAAUUCGCAAUGCGCUCUAAGUCCUUGUGGUGGCAUAGUGACUCGCCUCAAUCCGGUUGGCGGAGGAUGAAUCUCAGUUGCCUCUGUCAAUCCGCAUAUCUUAUCACUUACUCACGUUGUUGAGUGCUUUGCUGCGGCAACAUAGUGCGUGUGGAGGUUUCACGCUAUUCUCAGUGACAUCCACACACAAUUCACCAAGUGCCCCACCGAGAGCGAGAACCACACAUUAUAGCGACCAUGAGGAGGUUACCCCAUGUGACUCUACCCUCCCUUGGGACCGGGCCAAUUUGGUUGCUUAGUUGACCUGACUGGAGUCACUCAGCCUGCCCUGGAUUUGAACUCGUGACUCCAGGGGUGAAAGUCAGCGUCUUUACUUGCUGAGCUACCCACGCCCCCAACAUGAUAAUUUUUUUGUAAUUAACUAAAUUUAAGUUGUUAUUCACUCUCAAAUCAUAUUAAUAAAGCACUAAAAUCAAAUAAGGCUGCUACGCCGAUAAAUAGUUAAAACCUUGUUAGUUCCCAAUAUGUCUCGUGACCAAACGUGCAACAUCACAACAUGCCGUUCGGUCACAAGAUGCAAUUAGAACUAGUGAGGUGAAUUUAUGGUCCUUUCUCGAGCUUGACAAACCGGAGUCAUCAUUCACUUACAGUUUGAUGAGUGAACCCCUUGAAGACGUUUUUAAAAAUGUAUCCUUUGAUUUCCAUAUAAGACAAAAAGUAAUACAAGUUUGGAGUGACAUUAGGGUGUGUGAAUAAUGUCUGUUUUCAUUUUUGGGAGAAAAGUUCCUCUUAUUAUGACUCUAAUUCCCAUGAACCUGGGCUAAAAUCAGGAGACCAGAUGUAUUGAAUGUAAUUUUCAUUUGCUUUUUUUAUGUGUGUGAAUAUUCCCAUGCCAUUCUGAGAAGCGGAGGGUUGAACGUCCGGCGUUACUAAUUUGGUCUUGAUUAUUUGUUUAGUGUAGUGGUUACACAUUUAAAGUUAUUGCCAAAUGGACGUGGUCAGCUCUUUUUUUAAAUAACAAAUGCAAGCACAAGUCAUACAUAGUUGAAAUGAGGGCAUACAAAACAUUUUGUUUUGCAUUUAAACAAUGAGAUGCAAACUCCCCCAUAUAAUGAAAGUGAAUGGUGACUGAGGCUAACAUUCUGAUGAACAUUUCCUCUUUAAAGGCUUGUUUUCAUGACACAAUUGGCCUAUUUUCUAUUUACAUGCAUAGACACAACAGCAGGAGGAGAGUCCCAUCAUGAUUUCAUUAAUCUGAUCCUGGUAGCCUGUUUAAAUAUUAACAUUGCUCUUCUUAUGCCUUCAUAAGAGAUGCAAUGUUGCUGCAUGAAAAUCACAAGCAUAUUUUGUAAAACAUGUUCUCCUCAAUAUGCUGUCAUUUACAUUGCCCAACAGCCUUUAUGAAACUGUGCCAUUAGAAUUAGGUCGUUUUCUAUGUGUUGAAAUGGUCAACAAUUUAAUGUUAAUUGAUGAAUUGGUCAAUGAUGUUGGCCUUUUUAUACUUUCAUUUGUGGCUUGUGAAGUAAUUAAACUAAAUUAUUACUAUAGGGAAAACCUGCAAAUCAUCCUAAUCUUUCUUCUUUUUCGGUCCUUUCUACUGGAAAUUUAUGUCUGAUGUAAGAAAGUCAAAGAUGAAUUUGAUAAAAACAAAGGCCGUGGUUAAUUGUAUGAAUAACAGUUCACAAGAGAUUGAGAUUUUAAACAAAAAUGAGUUUUCAACUGCCCUGUGUUUCAAUGUAAUUAUGUGGUAAGGUGAAAGAAUGUACUGCAUGUAAAAUGUUAUGUCGUGGAGAUCUGUUACACAACCAUCUGCAUGUUUGAAGAGCACGAAACUUUAAUGGAGGCAAAAAUCUGGUGCCAUUUAUAGACACUUCCAUUGUAUUUCAUGUGUUGUAUCAUUCUGCUUUUCUAGAUAUUUAAAAGUGAUAUAAAUUGUUGUGUCUGAGUUGUGUGCAAGCAAUGUCAGCAUGAGUGUUUGUAUGGAUGGAUUAGCACUUCAUUCUAAUGGCUGUUGCAGUGAUUGUGAAACAAAUGACUCACAAAUGGUGGCUGUUGCCAAAGAACAUUGCCUGGAAUUGUUAUUCCCACUACUGCAUGAUCGCAGUUGCAAUCCAAAAUUACAGCUCUUCUGACUGCCACCAGUGUUUCAUCGGAAGUGUGUCUUAAAAUCCUGCUGCUUUAGUUACCCAGUAAUUAUUGGCCUUUGUAACGAUUCGUCAGUGAGAUAACUGCAUUUUAAUGCGUGGUCUGUUGAAUGUAAAUUGAGAAAAAGCCAUACCGAAAUAUGCACAUUAUCUUCUAAGGUUAUUUUCCCCCCCGCUGUUUUAACACAUUUUAUUUGCUGUGUUUGUCCAAAUCAUACACUUUUGUUGCUACUUAACACAAAUCUAUUCUAAGACAGUAUUGUGAGCUUGUAUGGAAGUAAGGUGAGAUGUAAUCUUUAUUCUAAAAUAUUUCUGAAUGUUGAGUCAAGUCAAUUUUGAGGUUCAUCUGUGCUUUGAGUUGCUGCCCACUGUGAAAUCACUCUACCAUCAGUUUCAUUAAAUUAUUUGAUUUAA